GAUAGAGAUUAUCUAUAUUAUAAAAAGAUUGAUAUAAAAGACAGAUUUAUGGUUCCAUUGCACAGUAACAAAAUGUUUCGACUAAUAAGUAUUUGUAUAUUUUCAAUAUUGGUUAAUCUUGUGAUUGCUAAAAUACCACCGAGUUUUUCACUAUGGAAAGAACCAGCCAAAAAUGCAGUUUAUUCACGAUCCCUGGGUUCACCGCCUGUACCUGGAAUAGAUACAAUUAAUAUUCCAUACGUACCAAAGCCUUUAUUUUUUCCAAAAUUUGUUGAUCCAAAAGUAAUGAUUGCGCAAAAAACAGAAUUACUGAAGAAUCUUUUUGGUGGGUUAGGUCCAGUAAAUUACCCGAUAACUGAUCCAUCUGAUGAUUCUUUAACUUUUGAAAAAACAAAACCUUUUCUCUAUGCAACAAGUAAUGAAAUAGAACCAUUAGGAGAUACUGGAAAACUCGAAAAUAUUUUAGAAAACGACAAAAAAGAGGCUGACAAUGUUAAAAGAGGUAUUUUUGGAUCUAAAUUUGGAUCAUUUGGACCUGUAAAUUCAAAAUUCUUUCGUUCAUCUCCGAAAUUUCUGUCAGGAUUAAGCUACUCAUAUCCCGAAACAGAAUUCAAUGAUUUUGAUUCUACCAACUCAUUGGCUCGGCAUAAGCGAAGCAUCAUGUCACCAAUGACUAACGUCCCUACUGAUCAAGGAGAAUUUUCUCCGUAUCCAGAAGUUGACCCAAUAUUUCAGUACCCAGAGUACUAUAACUACAGUGCUCCUCAACCGUAUUUUCCAAGUGUAUUGGGACCUUUUGGAUCUUAUCCAGGAUACGGACCGUUCUAUGCAACUCCAAUGAUUGAUCCUGCUAGUAUGUUUACUGCUAAAAAAACAGCAUUUUUAAAUCAAUUUUUUAAAAGUCUUGGCCCAAGUGCUGCAAAUCCUGAAACAGACAUGCCAUAUAAUAAUCCUGAAAGCUUUUGGUCACCAUCAAUAAAUGCAGAAGUGACAACUGAAAUUCCUGUGCCUAAAAGUACUAUUGUUCCUCCGGGUUUUUGGGCCCCGUCUUCAAUUGUUCCAGCUCCUGGAGAAUACACGACAAAGGUAUCUUUUUUUUUAGAUAAAUUAUUCAAAAGUAUUGCAAAUAAGACAGCUGCGAAAGCUGCUGCUUCUAGUAAGAUUUCACCCAGUAUAAUGGCAAGAUCUAUUAAUGAUCUUCUUAACGAUCCUUCAAAUCGUGUUGCUCGGUCUAUUGAUGAUGUCCAGACCUUAUCAAUUGCCAAGGAUGCAAUUGUUGAUUCGAUUAUCGCAGAACUUGGAUCUCUCAAAACAGAUAUGUUGAAUAAUUUUGAUGAUUUUACUAUCGCUCAACAAUUAUCAACGGCUUCAAUAGGAAAAAACAGUGCCAAACCUUUUAAAACAGGAUUUUCAGGAUUAUAUAAAUCCACAUCGACCGAUUUUAGUCUACCAUACAAACAGAAAAUGAUGGUAUUAAGUAAAGUGUUUGAUUCUCUAACUGAACUUCACAAAAAUAUCAGUUCAGCUGUGUCUGAUGCUAUUAAAAGUAAUAUGGAUGAAGAGUCUGAUAAAAGUGAUAAAUACUCUGAGCAAAAGAGUAUGUUUAAUGAAACUUCUGCAGAUACUGUUCAGAACAAAGUGAUGAAAAUGAAUUCACCAAUGGCUUAUCAAGAUCCUUCAUUAUUUUAUCAGGCAUUUUCUCCAAGUUAUCAACAACCAUUCCCCUUUUAUCAACCUCCAACUCCGGUCCAACCUACUGAACCUUUCUGGAUGGCUUUUGUAAAAGCUAAAAGCACAACCCCGAAACCUAAAAAAAUUAAAGGAACUAAAAGAGAGGUUGAAAGUGAUUUUGAAAAUUAUUAUCCAAGUGAAGAUUACGAUAAUGAAGACGAGAAUAAAAGGGAAGAAUAUAAACGAGCCGUGAAGAUGUCUAUGAGACAAGGUUUGCCACCUGGAACAGUUGAAAACAUUCAAGCUGGCGGUGGUUCUAAGUCAGGACAUCAAGGAGGUGGAAUGAAUCUUUUUAACCGACACAAUUAUGAAGAUAACUAUCCAGAUUGGAAAAAGUGGUCUGACUGGGCUGACAAUUAUCACAGUUCAUAUAGAGAUCAUCAACAUAAACAUCAUCACUAG
Molecule: messenger RNA, 2133 nt
Organism: Cotesia congregata
Lineage: Eukaryota; Metazoa; Arthropoda; Insecta; Hymenoptera; Braconidae
Source: the annotation of a GenBank genome assembly